UACAGGCUCUAUAAGUAGCGCGUAACCAAGCCCUUCGGAAAUAGUCCGGUUCGUUCCUGGCGUGUGGUGUUUCUUGCAAAAAUGCCUGAUCCAGCAAAGUCGGCUCCUGCUCCCAAGAAAGGCUCUAAGAAAGCUGUUACCAAAGUGCAGAAGAAGGACGGCAAGAAGCGCAAGCGCAGCCGUAAGGAGAGCUAUUCCGUUUACGUGUAUAAAGUGCUGAAGCAGGUGCACCCGGACACCGGCAUCUCGUCCAAGGCCAUGGGCAUCAUGAACUCCUUCGUCAACGACAUCUUCGAGCGCAUCGCCGGCGAGGCCUCCCGCUUGGCGCAUUACAACAAGCGCUCCACCAUCACGUCGCGGGAGAUCCAGACGGCCGUGCGUUUGCUGCUGCCCGGCGAGUUGGCCAAGCACGCCGUGUCCGAGGGCACCAAGGCGGUCACCAAGUACACCAGCUCGAAUUCUUCUCUUUCAGGCAUUUUCCUGCCCUUUCGGAAGAAAUGGUCUUCAAAGUCACAGCCAGACUCCAGAGCUGAUUCCCCAGAGAUCAAAAUUAUCUCCUGACCAAGAACCACAUUUGGAGAAUUUAUUUUUUCAAAAUGUGUAAACCAAUUAUUUUGAGUCUUUCUUA
Mustela erminea (ermine) is the source of this 628-nucleotide messenger RNA. RefSeq names its product histone H2B type 2-F. Gene Ontology annotation, cellular component: nucleosome. Gene Ontology annotation, molecular function: DNA binding; structural constituent of chromatin; protein heterodimerization activity. Bases 82 to 561 code for a protein of 159 amino acids. The transcript is spliced from 2 exons. The record is from RefSeq and is a predicted model, not a curated record. NCBI's taxonomy places the organism in Eukaryota, Metazoa, Chordata, Mammalia, Carnivora, Mustelidae.